Brugia malayi is the source of this 318-nucleotide messenger RNA. RefSeq lists its product as uncharacterized. The coding region runs from base 1 to 318 and encodes 105 amino acids. The record is from RefSeq and is a predicted model, not a curated record. Lineage: Eukaryota; Metazoa; Nematoda; Chromadorea; Rhabditida; Onchocercidae. The transcript has 2 exons.
AUGAGUGAUUUAGGAUACUCGGUGGUAUGUUACAUGUGCGAUAGCAUCGGAGACAUUAACUGCUUCGGCGGAACAUGUAUUGGUACCGCAUGUAUUAAGCGUUCCGCUCUUAUCGACGGAAUUCUACGAGUACAAAAAAUGUGUCAACAAAUCAGUGAGCCACUGUUAGAAUAUUGUGAAACAAGCGUUUUGUGGAAAGGGGGUAUAGGUGACGAAUGUAUUUGUCAAACCGAUUACUGCAAUAAUACCGGAAAAAUAUUUGAAAAUACCGCUCUGAUUUUCCUUCUAUUAUUGCUACUUUUAUUUCGACAAUUUUAA